This is a messenger RNA of Hevea brasiliensis (rubber tree), 929 nucleotides long. RefSeq names its product 60S ribosomal protein L17-2. The record is from RefSeq and is a predicted model, not a curated record. Bases 158 to 706 code for a protein of 182 amino acids. The transcript is spliced from 7 exons. Gene Ontology annotation, molecular function: structural constituent of ribosome. Gene Ontology annotation, cellular component: ribosome; cytosolic large ribosomal subunit. Gene Ontology annotation, biological process: cytoplasmic translation. NCBI's taxonomy places the organism in Eukaryota, Viridiplantae, Streptophyta, Magnoliopsida, Malpighiales, Euphorbiaceae.
CUUGAAGUCCGAAGGUGCACAAAGGCCCAACAUAAAACAGUUAAACCCUAGCAUCGCCAGCACUUCUAGGGUUUUUAAUUCACUCUCUGAGUCUGAGUAGUAAAAUCUUCCGCAUUUCUUUUGUGUGGCAACAGAACUAUCAGCGGACACUGCAACCAUGGUGAAGUAUUCUAGGGAACCAGACAACCCCACCAAAUCAUGCAAAGCUCGGGGCUCUGAUCUUCGAGUCCACUUUAAGAAUACAAGAGAGACUGCUCAUGCAAUUCGGAAGUUGCAUUUAGCCAAGGCUAAAAGGUACUUGGAGGAUGUUAUGGCACACAAGCAAGCUAUCCCAUUCCGUCGUUUCUGUGGUGGUGUUGGGCGAACUGCACAGGCAAAAAAUCGUCAUUCAAAUGGACAAGGGCGCUGGCCUGUUAAAUCUGCAAAAUUUAUCCUUGAUUUGCUCAAGAAUGCAGAAAGUAAUGCAGAGGUGAAAGGUUUAGAUGUUGAUUCACUCUACAUAUCUCACAUCCAAGUCAAUCAAGCACAGAAACAACGUCGCCGCACUUAUAGAGCCCAUGGAAGGAUAAAUCCUUAUAUGUCCUCGCCAUGCCACAUCGAGUUGAUUUUGUCAGAAAAGGAAGAACCUGUUAAGAAAGAGCCUGAGACUCAUCUGGCUCCUGGGAAACCGAAGGCUCAAGCCCUACGCGGUGGACCUUCCUCCUGAAGGCAAGCGGUAAACUGGUCCUGAAAAUUGGCACCAUGCAAACAUUUUUGCCUUUCUUAUCUUGUGAAACAGUCACACUCUUGAGUUUGUUUUCUGAGAUGUUUCUUCUAGAUCAUAUACCUAUUUAGAAUGUACUGUACUAUAAACUGAACCCCCGCUUUGCAACUGGGGUGCAAAGAUUGGAGCACUGAAAUCUUUCUAUGGAAUUUUGUUAUUUGUUGGA